AUGCCGACUGUAGCAAUUCGCCCAAAUCGCCUUUAUGAACUCAUGGGUGUUGAACCAAUGACAAAAGAACAGAUUAGCAAGCUUCUCAUGAACUUCGGCCUUGAAUUAGAUGACGAAACCGAGGAAGAAGGUAUUUUAUACUACAAGAUUGACUGCCCAGCCAACCGUCCAGACCUUCUCAGUGUUGAAGGUCUUGCCGAAAACUUAAAAUGCUUCCAGGGAAAGUCACACCCAGAGUAUAAGAUUCUUCCACCACAAGUCUCCAUCAGAGUUGAUGAAUCAGUCAAGAAUGUCCGCCCAUUCCUUGUUUCCGCCGUCAUCCGUGGCAUCACAUUCACAGAUGAAAGCCUCAAAUCAUUCAUUGAUUUCCAGGAUAAGCUUCACAUGAACCUUUGCAGACGCCGUACACUCGCCUCCAUCGGUACACACGAUUUAGACACCGUUGAAGCUCCAUUCGCCUACACAGCUGAAAAGCCAGAAGAUAUCGUCUUCGUUCCACUUACAGGUGGUCCAGAAGUCAAUGGUCGCCAGCUUUACGAGCACCUCAAGGAGCACCAGCAGCUCUCCAAGUAUCUCCCACUUCUCGACCCAUUCGAUACAUGGCCAGUUGUUCGUGAUGCAAAGGGCCGCGUCAUGUCAUUACCACCUAUAAUCAACUCCGAUCUCUCCAAGAUCACCGUCAACACACGCAAUGUCUUCAUUGAGUGCACAGCUACAGAUCUUACACGCGCCAUGACAGCUGUCAUCCUUCUCUGCACAGCCUUCUCCAUCUACUGCGAUGACAAGUACAGCCUUGAGCAGGUCAAGGUCCAGGUUGAUGGAAAGGACUUAAUUUACCCAACAUUCGAUUACAUCACAUUCGAUGUUGACACAGCUUAUAUCCAUACAAUCACAUCCGUCAGAGACCUCACAGAAGAUAAAAUCAUCGAAUUACUCCACAAGAUGCAGCUCAAGGGCGAAAAACUUGGCGAUGGCAAGUUAAGAGUUACAGUUCCACCAACAAGAUCCGAUGUUCUCCACCCAUGCGAUAUUGCUGAAGAUGUUGCUAUCGCUUACGGCUACAACGCUAUCAAUGAUCUUCCAGAGAACAGAAAGGCCAUCUCAUCCGGCCGCCCACUCUCCAUGAACGAGUACGUCGAUCGCCUUAGCAAGGAGUUCGCCGCUGCUCUUUGGGACCAAAUCCUUACAUUCUCUCUUUGCUCACGCAAGGAAUGCUAUUCAAUGCUCAAUCUCGAAGAUGAUGGCAAGGCUGCUGUCCUCAAGAACGCUAAGACCAUCGAUUUCGAAAUUGUCAGAACAUCUCUUCUCGGCGGCCUUCUCAAGGUCAACAAGAAGAUUCUCUCACAGCCAAACCUCAAGAACAUCCUUCCUCUCAGACUCUUCGAAUGCUCCGAUGUUGUUCUUUGCGAUUCAAAGGAUGAGAACAACGCAAGAAACGAAAAGCGCCUUGCUGCUACAAUCUGCGAUGUCAAGUCAAGAUUCCAGGACUUACACGGCCUCCUUGAGCGCUUCCUUAUCCUCAAUGGCCAAGAUGCUAUCGAAAAUACAAAACUCGUUAGACAGGACUGCCCAACAUGCAUCCCAGGCCAACGCGCUGCUAUCAUGUACCACGGUCAAGAAGUCGGCUGGAUCGGCGUCAUUCACCCAUCUGUCCUCAUUAACUUCGAUAUGACAAAGCCAGUCGUAGCAUUCGAACUCCAGGUUAAGCCAUACUUCGACAUCAAACACGGACAUAAGACAAAUUAG
Messenger RNA from Trichomonas vaginalis G3, 1746 nucleotides. Its product is annotated as phenylalanyl-tRNA synthetase beta chain and leucine-rich repeat-containing protein 47 family. The transcript has a single exon. The record is from RefSeq and is a predicted model, not a curated record. Bases 1 to 1746 code for a protein of 581 amino acids. Gene Ontology annotation, biological process: phenylalanyl-tRNA aminoacylation. Gene Ontology annotation, molecular function: RNA binding; ATP binding; magnesium ion binding. Lineage: Eukaryota; Parabasalia; Trichomonadida; Trichomonadidae. Gene Ontology annotation, cellular component: cytoplasm; phenylalanine-tRNA ligase complex.